Molecule: messenger RNA, 195 nt
Organism: Drosophila takahashii
Lineage: Eukaryota; Metazoa; Arthropoda; Insecta; Diptera; Drosophilidae
Product: keratin-associated protein 5-6
Source: RefSeq, a predicted model, not a curated record
AUGUUCAACAUCAAGGUAAUCAUCCUGAUUGCCCUCACCAUCUCCAUGGUCCAGAGUUGUUCCAUCCAGGAACCGGAGCAGGUCGAGUGUGGGUGUGGCAAGCCCCAGUGCUCCUCGUGCGGAUGCAAGUCCUGCGGAUGCGGAUGCAAGCCCUGUCGUUCCUGCUCCUCAUGUGGGUGUGGCUGCAAGGACUAA